AUGGUCGUCAAGAACACCCAAGCCGUCGCGAAGGCCACCGCGCCUCGUCUGCCGCCCCUUCACAAGCUGCGCGUCCGCAAGCCCGACCAGGCCAACGCAAACCCUUGCAUCGGUGUCAUGUCUUCUGUCCUCGGAUGUUGGGCAUCUUCUGGAUACACUGCCCAAGGAUGCGCCGCUCUUGAACAACAACUUCGCGCAUGCAUGGACGCUCCCAAAGCUGGCCAAACCAAGAAGAGUUCCAUCAACUACCAUCUCUCGAGAUUAUACCCUCAGAUCAUCGGUCCACACAAGCGAAACUAG
Molecule: messenger RNA, 300 nt
Organism: Aureobasidium melanogenum CBS 110374
Lineage: Eukaryota; Fungi; Ascomycota; Dothideomycetes; Dothideales; Saccotheciaceae
Product: mitochondrial ribosomal protein 10
Exons: 3
Coding region: 1-300 (99 amino acids)
Biological process (GO): mitochondrial translation
Cellular component (GO): mitochondrial small ribosomal subunit
Molecular function (GO): structural constituent of ribosome
Source: RefSeq, a predicted model, not a curated record